ACGGAACCCGGGUUCUCUAUUUUCUAUCUACGCUCCUGGUUGACUGUCCGUGGCAUGUUCUAACCUCAAAAAAGUGUCAAAAUUGAAGUUUGUUUGACGUAUUGACGAAAAAAAGGGCAUAUGCUACCGUCGUAAUGGUUUUACUAGAGAAUGAUGCGUUUUUAGCCGAACUCACACGUUUGUUUGAAAAAUCAAGACUCUCUGGUGCAGUCUCAUUGACCAUCAAAAGGUUUAAUGGACAUAAUAAGCCAGUGCCAAGGAAAAGUAAACCUCCAUUACCCGUUCCUAGUGAAUAUCUUUGUUUAGUUCGUGCAACUCUUAGUUCAAAGAAGAUCUCGACAGUCAUUCAUCCAAAGGACGUGAACAAAUUCCAGCAGGCGUACUGGAAUCUUUUAAAGAGCAAUAUAAAUGGACUGAAAAAACUAAAGAAAGUCAAAUCCUCUAAGCCGAAGGCACUUUAAUUGUUAAUUUAUUUAUCACUUCUUUUUUAAAUGUUGAUAUGUUCUACAUGCCGAUUAAUAUUUUUUUGUACUAUAUCAAAUUGUAUACUAUUCAUUCGUGUAAAAUGAAGAGUCACUUUCAAGUUUAUAGAUAAUAAAAGAUAAUUAAACAAA
This is a messenger RNA of Leptopilina heterotoma, 614 nucleotides long. It is a transcript of the gene Srp14, whose product is annotated as signal recognition particle 14 kDa protein. The record is from RefSeq and is a predicted model, not a curated record. Lineage: Eukaryota; Metazoa; Arthropoda; Insecta; Hymenoptera; Figitidae. The transcript has 4 exons. Gene Ontology annotation, molecular function: 7S RNA binding; endoplasmic reticulum signal sequence receptor activity. Gene Ontology annotation, biological process: SRP-dependent cotranslational protein targeting to membrane. The coding region runs from base 135 to 461 and encodes 108 amino acids. Gene Ontology annotation, cellular component: signal recognition particle, endoplasmic reticulum targeting.